AUGAUUAAAAUCGAAAUUAAUUUAUUUAUUAAUAUUCUAAAUGAGGUACAUCAUAAAAGGUAGAAGUUUCUUCUUAAUUCAAAUUUAGGUGGUGUUUGGAAGAAUAGUGAGGAUGAAAUUCUUAAGGCAGCUGUCAUGAAGUAUGGCCUCAAUCAAUGGUCACGUAUUUCAUCACUGCUUGUUCGAAAAUCAGCUAAAUAAUGCAAGCAGCGUUGGUAUGAAUGGCUCGACCCAUCAAUCAAGAAGACUGAGUGGACUAGAGAGGAAUAGGAGAAGGUCCUACAUCUUGCCAAGAUAUUCCCAAGUCAAUGGAGGACCAUUGCACCUAUAGUUGAUCGUACUCCCAUGCAAUGUGUGGAGUAAUAUGAAAAACUACUGGAUCUAGCCCAAGGCAAGGAUCUGAAUGAUCCAAACGAUCCCAGAAGACUGAGACCAGGAGAAAUUGAUCCAAAUCCUGAAACCAAAGCUGCCAGGCCAGAUCCUAUUGACAUGGACGAGGAUGAGAAGGAAAUGUUGGCAGAAGCUAGAGUCAGACUUGCUAACACCAAAGGUAAGAAGGCCAAGAGAAAGGCAAGAGGAAAGUUGAUUGAAGAAGCCAGAAGACUUGCUUUGUUAUAAAAGAAAAGAGAGUUAAAGGCUGCAGGCAUUCAAUAUAUUAAUCACAGAAUUGAGAAACAUCAUAUCAAAUUACAAGAUCGUAAAUACAAGGGUAUCAAUUACAAUAGAGAAUUGGCCUUUGAAAGAACAGUUCCUGAUUUUGUUCAUGAAACUACAGGAGAAGAACCUGAACCUGAUAAAAAGAUUUCAAAUGUUAGUCUGUAAGCAUUGGAGGGUUAGAGAAGAGAUGAAGAAGAAGAAAUAAGAAGGAAGAUAGAUUAAAGAAGAAUUAAGAAAUUGAAGGAGAGAGAAUUGGAUCAAGCUGUUUCCUUUUAGAAUAAAUACCAAGUUAAAUUCACACCUUAAACCAAAUUAUAAUUGCCAUAACCCUAAUUGAAGGAUUAAGAUCUAGAAUUAUUGGGUAAGAUUAAUGCAGUCAAUGAAAUAUCUGAACACACAACCUCUGCUACUAGAGCUCUUGUAGGCAACUACUCAACAAGAGAUUAGAGUUAAUCUAAUAUGAGAACUCCAAGAGCACCUAAUACUGUGUUGAGAGAGGCACAAAAUAUUAUUGCUUUAUAACAUACUGAAACUCCUUUGGUUGGGGGAAUGAAUAACCCUAUUGAUAUUGUCAGGAAUAUUGGAAAUUAAACACCUAAUCAGCUAGCAACUAUGUUGAAAGAGACUCCAAGGAGGCAAGUUGACUCAUCUAAUGAUGCAUUCGGCAUUAACAUUGAAGAAUACGAGAGGACAUGGGAAGAACCAAGUUAAAGUGUUGCAUAUGUCAAUGCUGAAUAAGAGAGGCAAUAAUAAUUAAAGAAUGAAUAGAAGUUAAAAGAAAUGAUUAAGCAGAAGUUAAAAUCAUUACCUAAACCCAAGAAUGAAUUUACUAUUGAAAUUCCUUAAAUGGACAAUGAAGAGCAGAAAGAAAUGGAAUUGGAAAUGGAUGCUGAGGACAAACUCAAAAUAUUAAAGCAAAAAAAAUUAGCACAUCAAAAGAAUCUACCUACACCUAAAGAAUUACCAUCUGGAUAGAUAUAUGAAUAAACAGAAAAUUAAUUUAGAAAUGAAAUAGAAGAGCUUCUUAAUUAUACUGUGAUUUAAUUGAUCAAAGAGGAUAUUUAUGAUAAUUCAAAUGGAUUGGGAGAUAUUUCUGUAGCUAAGGAGUUAUUGUAGGAAGAAAGGGUCUCAUUGAUUGGAGAUUAAAACUUAAAUGAACUUGACAUGAUUUGGAAUAAAGUGAGAUAAUAAUUGUAUUUUGAUUAUGAGGAAAAUAAGUUUGUCAAUAUUGAGAAAAUAGAUGAAGAGGUGAGAAUGGCCAUUUUCACUGAAUACUUUAGAAGAACAAGAGUGCAGUAUGAAAAGCUUAAUAAAAAAUAAUAAUUCUUUGCAAAUAGAAUUGCUAAAUUGAUGAAAGGGUAUGAGAUGAGAAAUGUUUAAUUGGAAAAGGAAAUAUCACUAUUGAAUGAUAAAAUAAGCGAAAUUGAAAUGAACAAAGAAGUAUAUUCAUAAGCAUUACAUCAUGAGAGACACAUAUACAGAGAUAGAGUUCAGGAAUUAGUUAAAUAUCAUGACAUGCUUUAAGUGAAGAGUAAUGAAUUGUAGGACAAAUAUUAAUAUUUGACUAAAUAACUUUAGGAAUUAGAUUAAGAUUAAGAAAUUUUAGCAUGA
Messenger RNA from Paramecium tetraurelia, 2268 nucleotides. RefSeq lists its product as uncharacterized. The transcript is spliced from 4 exons. Gene Ontology annotation, cellular component: spliceosomal complex; Prp19 complex. Gene Ontology annotation, biological process: mRNA splicing, via spliceosome. The record is from RefSeq and is a predicted model, not a curated record. Lineage: Eukaryota; Ciliophora; Oligohymenophorea; Peniculida; Parameciidae.